Molecule: messenger RNA, 1020 nt
Organism: Stylonychia lemnae
Lineage: Eukaryota; Ciliophora; Spirotrichea; Sporadotrichida; Oxytrichidae
Source: the annotation of a GenBank genome assembly
AUGUAAAGAGCAUUGGUGAAAUUAGAGCAUUACCGAGCAUUCUAAGCUGAUAAAGACAUGAGGAAGCGAGGAUCAACUGACUAGAAUGACAAACUCUAUUAGUUUGAUGCUGAUGAUCACUACAUUUCAAACAGUCACUAGUUUACUAAUGUUCUUCAGGUUUACUAAGAAUUCUAUCUCAAUCAGAAUUAAGAAGUUAGGCUGAAAGAUUUAGUGACCUAAGCAAGAGACAUUUAAAGAAAUUAAAAACCAAUUUUAGGUGUUAAAGGACAAUAAGCAACUGAUUAAAACUCACCUGUCUUAACCCUGAUUAAAAAGGACUAUGAUGCAAAUUUGAUUUGGCAGAGUUUUAGAUUGUCAAAUCCAAAUCCUGUAAUUAAAUCUAAUGAUAAACUUAAAUUUGGAAGAAUAACAUUCGACUACUUUGAUUUCUAUAGCGACCACCCCUCUACUCUAGUAUUUAUGACUGAAGACAACUAAUUAAAGUACAGCAGUAGAUCAAAACCUGAAACUAACUUUAAUGAUUUAGCUACACGCUAUUAUUGCAGCAUCUGUACUAAGUUCUGUGACUUCACACCAGAAUAAGAAGGGGAGCUAAAAUGCUUCUUUAAAGACAGUCAAAGUGGUAUUAAGUACUCAGUGUUGGACAACUUUGUUUAAGAUUGGGAAUAAACAUUAAUACUUUAAAGUAUUUAUAAGAGUUCUGAGGAGAAUUCAACUGAAAUGAAAGAGAUUUACGUGAUUAUGAAGGAUAAAUGCUCAGAUGGGUAUAAAAUAGAUUUGGGGAGAGGCAAGGAGUGUGACAUCUAAAUUAUUGAUAAGAGUAUAUCUCGCUAGCAUGCAACACUAGCUGUAUAAAAAACGUUUCAAUGGCGAGGAAAUAUAAUUAUAUCUGAAUCAGUGCACAGCAUUGUAAAUCAAUCAAAACUUGAUGCAAAUAUCUCUGAGAUAGCUCUAAGAUGGGUAGGGCAUCCCCCAACUCAAACUAGAAUCUCCUUUUAAAAAGCUUAGUCUCUCUGA